Messenger RNA from Sapajus apella (tufted capuchin), 5640 nucleotides. Its product is annotated as protein FAM111A-like. Lineage: Eukaryota; Metazoa; Chordata; Mammalia; Primates; Cebidae. The record is from RefSeq and is a predicted model, not a curated record. Bases 2606 to 4441 code for a protein of 611 amino acids. The transcript has 2 exons.
UAGUAGAGACAGUUUUUCACCAAGUUGGCCAAACUGGUCUCAAACUCCUGACCUCAAAUGAUCCACCAGUCUUGGCCUCCCAGAGUUCUGGGAUUAUGGGCAUAAACCAUCGUGCCUAGCCCACGUUGUAUUUCUAAUCUUCACAACAAGGUUCAUUCCCAUCUUAGGGUGAGGAAAAUGAAGGAAGAAUAGCUAAUUCCAACGUCAUGCAGCUAGUAAGUGGCUACCUGAUAUUUGAACUCAGACGGUCUCAAAAGUUUUAACAUUGUUUUGGCACUUCCAGAUUCCCUAUCUCGUUUGGAAUCAUUGCUUCUUUUUACAGACAAGAAACUGAGGCCCAGAAAGACUAAAUGAAUUUCCUUAAUCGUUCACUGACAGUAAACUAGAAAGCCAGGACUCUUGCUCCAUAGUGGAACAGUUAUGUGAGUAAACAUAGCCUUUAGUUAACUUCCAUUUCACAAGAAAUACAUGGGCUAGAACAUAAAUUCAACAACAACAUGAGGAAGUAACCCAGAAGGUCAAAAGUUCUAUAGAGACAAUUAUUGUGUUCUCUUCAACAAAUCAAUGUUUUUUCUAGAAUAAAAGAGCCUUAUAAGACAUAUAAAGGAAACUGAGUAUCUCAGUUGAAUCUUAGUGUGAAAAAACCAGUAUUGUGAUUAUAUAAGAAAAAGUACUUAAUUUUUAAAGAUAAGAAGUGACCACUAGAGUUUAAAUGUCACGAUGUCUCUAGCUGUAACAUAAAUAAUCUAGUAAAAUAAAAGGAUGGUGUAAGGGUAGCCAAAGCCACAUUCAGCAACUCACACCUCAAAGCCAAACAUGAAAGAUGAUAGUUUGUGGGACAAGAAGCAGGUUUCUUCAGAGAGCAAGCCAGCUAACUGAGAAUAUGGUAAACUAGCAUCCCAAAGUACCCUCUUAAGUGAGUACAAGAUUCGGGCCCUUUAUUUGAAAGGCACAGGAAAGAGAAGGAAGUUACAAUCAAGAGGUGACCGUUGACUGCAGAUGUCUGAGCACCAUCACGGGUCAAAGAAGGUCGGGAGUGUCUUUGUCCCCUGAUGUUCCAAUGGGCCCAAGCUUUGAUUUGUUGAAGAGAACAGUAAAUUGUCUCUACAGAAUGUCGAUUUCCUGGGCUGCUUCUAUGUGUUGUUGUUUAACUUAUGUUCUAGCCCCUGUAUUUCUUUCCAAACGGAAGUUACCUAAAGAUUAUAUUUAUUCUCCAGGUCACAACACUCCUAUAAAUCUUUAACAAUGCAUAGUUGUGUACAUACUUUCCCUUUAAUCCCAGGGUUAGUUUUUAAAACUACAUGACUGCUGUUUUAUGCAUGUUAUCUCACUGCUCUAAAAUUAACCUAGCUUCCAUAAAUAAAUAGGUAAAGAGCCCUUGAACAAAAAUAUAGUUAUGUUAGUUCUUUUAUUGUUUCACUGUUAUAUAAGUUGACAAAAAAUGAACAAUUAUUAACUCUAUGUGAUAGGUAUAUGGAGGUUCAUUAUACCACUCUCUUUUUUUCUAUAAUAAACUCCUCAUAAUAAAAAAUCUGGAAAGUAUAUUAUCUCAGUUUUAUGACAUUGAGUAAAGUUUAAGCUCCCUGGGUGUUCAAACUUUUUACCAGUUAAAUGGAUGUAUAAUACCUAUCUCAUAGAGUUAUAAGAAUUACAUGAGAUAGUUGAUGAAAAGCACUUAGAACAGGGUGAAGUGCACCAUAUGCCUACUCCGUUUGGUUAUUGAAUGUAUCUUUAGAAAGUUAUCUUUUUCAAGAGCCUAACAUGUGCCAGCCAUUGUUGUAGACAUUGAGGUACUAAGGACAGACAUGGCUGCUGUUGUCAAUGGUAUUUAUCUUUCCAGUGGUAUUUAUUACUAUUGAAGAUGUCACUAUUUUAUUUAAAGUUUGUUUAUCUCUUUUUUAGGGAGACAUCAGAGGAAAGAUAGAAGGAAAAUACCUCUUUAAACAAAAAUAUCUAAAGCAGUAACUAACGUUUCUGAAUAUCAUCCUGGGCAAACUUUCCAGAUUUCUUUUUAAAAUCUCAUUCCAAAUUUCUUUCAUCAGCUCUUUCCUCACCACUUCCCUGUAAUUUUAGCUUCCCUGGCCAUCUUCAUCUUAAACGGAGACCAGAUUUUAACAUCAAUGUAACUAGAACACCUUUUUGAAAUUUCCAACUGAAAAUUAUUCUGUAAGGUAUUUACACCUGCAUUUGAAUUCCAUCUCUGCCAUAUAGCUCUGGCCUUGGGCAGCUCAUCCACCUCUAAGCUAUACUUUCCCCAUCAGCAAAGUGUAGAUAUACCUAAUUUGCCUGGUAUCUAUAAGAAUUUACAACUAGAGAUAAAUUUCAUAAAGUGUUUAGUGUCAUUUUCAUAAAGUGCCUGACAUGCAGUGUUCUGGAAAAGAGAGCUUUUAUUGUUGGGGUGAUUAUAGUUGGUGAAUAAACUAUCUAUUUGCUAAGGUAACAUCUCCAGGGAGAGCAAGGCUGGAGCUCAAGGGGAAAGGUGGGACAUAGGACAUCAGCUUAUCUUUUCCUCUGUACAAUUAAUGACAGCUUUGAAGAUACUACUAUAAUUUGAAAAUUUGAAAUUAAUGUUUCAGCUGAACUAUCCAUUCAUCUUCCAGCCAUCAUGACCUAUAAGAAGAAGAGAUCAAGGGAAGACUCAGUCAAUGAAAAACGUAAUAUGAAAAUUGAGCACUAUCUUUUUCCGGUAUCUAAAAAGCAAAAGAUUAAUCCCAGUACUUCUCAAAUGAGGAUGGUGUCUAGAGGCAGCCCAAGUGAAAUAACUAAUACCCAUGCUCAAAGAUUCCAUUCACCUAAGAAAAAUCCAGAAGACCAGACCAUGCCCCAAAAUCAGAUAAUACAUGUUACCCUGGAUGUAAACCACAGGAAAAACCAAAAUAUGAAAUAUGUGCUCCCACCCAGUGAGAAUAAUAGCUUAUAUAUAGCUCUCAAGACUCUCCAGGCUGUCAGAAAAGAGAUAGAAACUCACCAAGGCCAAGAAAUCCUUGUGCAUGGAGCAGAAGGAAUCGAAGAGUACAUAAACCUUGGAAUGCCCCUCACUUGUUUUCCUGAAAAAUGCCAUGUGGUCGUUACCUUUUACAAAAGUAAAAGUAAGCAGAAGGAAAAUAACCAAAUACGUAGCUGGUGUGGCAAGGCAUCGACUGAAUGUGUCAAAUUCUACAUUCAUGCAAUUGGAAUUGGGAAGUAUAAAAGAAAAAUUGUUAAAUGUGGGAAGCUUCACAAAAAGGGUUGCAAACUCUGUGUCUAUGCUUUCAAAGGAGAAACCAUCAAGGAUGCUCUGUGCAAGGAUGGCAGAUUUCGUUCCUUUCUGGAGAAUGAUGAUUGGAAACUCAUUGAAAACCAUGACUCCAUUUUAGAAAAUACCCAGCCAGUUGAUGAAUUAGAAGGCAAACUCUUCCAGGUUGAGGUUGAGAACAGAACGCGUCCCAGUGAAGCAAGUCCUCAGAAUCCUGAGUCAGAGAAAAGAAACACCUGUGUGUUGAGAGAACAAAUCAUAUCUCAGUACCCCAGUUUGAAAAGAGAAAGUGAAAAAAUCAGGGAAAACUUCAAGAAAAAAAUGAAAAGAAAAAAUGGGAAAACAUUAUUUAAAUUGCAUAGAACAAACUUUGGGAAAGUAACAAAAAGCUCUUACUCUGUAAAAGUAGUGAAACUUCUUGGACAUCUCAGUGACUCAGUUGGGCACUUAUACUGGGACGGUGCAACUACAGGUUGUGCCACCUGCUUUGUUUUUAAAGGAUUGUUCAUUUUAACUUGUCGACAUGUAAUAGAUGACAUUGUAGGAGAAGAAAUAGAGCCAAGUAAGUGGGCAGACGUAAUUGGUCAAUGUGUAAGGGUAACAUUUGGUUAUGAAGAGCCAAACGAAAAGGAAACAAACUGCUUUUUCGUUGAAUCUUGGUUUGAGAUACAUGAUAAAGAGCUUGACUAUGCUGUACUGAAACUGAAGGAAAAUGGACAACAAGUACCUAUGGAACUAUAUAAUGGAAUUGUUCCUGUGCCGCUUAGUGGGUUAAUACAUAUUAUUGGCCAUCCAUAUGGAGAAAAAAAGCAAACCGAUGCUUGUGUUGUGAUCCCUCAGGAUCAGCGAGCAAAGAAAUGUCAGGAACGUAUUCAGGCUAAAGAAGCAGAAAGUCCAGAGUAUGUUCAUAUGUACACUCAAAGAAGUUUCCAGAAAAUAGUUCACAACCCUGAUGUGAUUACCUAUGACACUGAGUUUUUCUUUGGGGCUUCUGGCUCCCCAGUGUUUGAUUCAAAAGGUUCAUUGGUAGCCAUGCAUGCUGCUGGCUUUGCUUAUGACUACCAACAUGAGAUUCGUAGUAUUAUCGAGUUUGGCUCUACUAUAGAAUCCAUUCUCCUUGAUAUUAAGCAAAGACAUAAACCAUGGUAUGAAGAGGUAUUUGUAAGCCAUCAGGAUAUAGAAAUGAUGAGUGAUGAGGACUUAUGAGAAUUCAGUCUAUUAGAUUUAAAGGAAUGGCUUAUGGAGUUAUUUUUCAUAGGCAUCUAAAUUCCGAAAUGAUCAGUUUUAUCCAUAAUAAUACUAUUAACCAUUUCCUAUCUGUCAGGCACCUUUUUAAGCACAUGAAGAAAUUAGUCCUAACAACACUGAGAUGGACUAUAACCUGCAAUAUUUUAAAGUCAAGCGAAGUGAAGAAUAACAAGAUUAAAUAAUAAUCAGUUUCAUGACACUGAAAGUAAUGUAAUCACUAUUUUUUUCAUCUUUUAUAUUUUUGUGUAAAUUCAUUUGCUACAGUGCAGGAAUCAAAAUUUGUUCAUCUCAUUAUUCUCUACAUCUGACAUAAGGAAAGCAAGUGCUCAGCAAAAUGUGAAGGUCACUCAGUAGCAAAAGUUGGGGUUGUCAUUAAUGCUAACUUAGGAGCUAAAUGCUUGAUUAGAAAUGAUCUCAGAAUCUUUUAGAAUUUCCAAAAUCCUCAUGUCACUGAAACUGUCAGAAUACAUGGGUCCUGAAAUUCAGAAGACAAUAGUCAUUCUUCCCAUGUUUAUAGGCUAUUAAGGCAAGGGAUAUCUUAAAUAUCAUAUUACUUUAUUUAGAUUUCUUCUAUUCCAAUUAUGAAUGUUAUGUAUUUCUCAUUGUUUUACUUCUUCAUGGUAUUGUGAAGACUAUAUAGAUGAUUCAGCCAAGCCUGCAAAUCUCCCUCAUCUGGAAUUCCACUGGACCCAAUCUGUUUUCCAUUGCCAGUGCCAUGCUACUAAAGCCAUACAGUAUCAAGCACCCUCCAUCUAGGUCCAGGGAUAUCACAGAAGAGGUGGGCAUUUAAGAUUGUAAGGGCUGGUUUCAAGGGGUGCAGUCCAGGAAAAAAGCCUGUUGCAUUGCAAGGAUGAUGUCAUCUUGAAGUGCAGCUGCCAUGGUGACUGCUGUUUGACUCCUGCAUACCAAGAUAUUCUGCAACAAUGUCUUUAAACAAUGCUGGUAGUACAGAUAACCCCUCAUAAAGAUGCUUAGCUAACCUCCCCAGUGUUCAGGUGUUUCACAAGAAAGUCUGAGAUGCGACCAGAGCUACACGUUUUGCCAAAAAGGCUUGCUAUGUAAAGGGUAUUUUCGGGAGGGUGAGUGCUGCCAUUUAGUGGCUGCUGGAAACAUUGCUUCUGUUUGUAAGUUCCUAUUAAAUGUUUCUUUCUGAGAAA